CCUAGUGCCUUGUAUACUUGUACGGUACAACCAACUUUUACCCCUGUAUAUACAACACUUGCUGACUCAUAAUUUGCGACACUUCCAGAACACUUGAGAAAUCACAAAGCAGAAAAAUAUGCAGAGAACGGUGCAGCUAUUCUGCCCGUCGUUAUCCAAGGCGGUGCAGCUGGUGGCGCGUGACGAUCAGAGGCUCGAUCUCGGCUCUAUUGCCCGCUCAUUCGCCCUUGAUCCUGCUACUGUCAAGUUAAACGGCCACUUCAUUAGCAGAGGUGUCGACUUUAUCGCUUCUUCCGUCACCUGGAAAUCCUUAAUUUCCUUUUUCUCUUCACGAGGACUCUCCACCGGUACUGCUGGCUCUGCCGCUCUCGUUGUUGAUGGCAAGAUAUCGAAAUCCGGUUGUAAAAGAGCAAACGAUCCGGUGAACGGGAUUACCAGCACAAGCGAUGCGAGAUACAGUAACAUCAACAGAAAACCACUUUUUGAGGAUUCAAACUCAAAAGAUGUUGAUAGUGAAAGUAAUGCAUUCAGUUUGAAGAGAAAGCAAGAAGAUGCAAGUUGUUCUCUUAAAAGGCUGAAAUUAGACGAAUCAGUUUCAGGUUUGGGAAUGAAAGAACAUACUUGGCCUUCCAAAACACGAUUCACAUGCAGUUUUCUUGGCGUAAAUAUGAAACGGAGGAGAGAGGAUGAAACUGUUCUCCCAGCCUCUUGCAAAAAAUGUAGAUAGUAUAUGAAGACAGACAUCUAUAGUUCAAUUGUACUUUAAAUACCAAGUUCCAAUCCAUCUGUUUUGCUUCAACAUCAUAACCACCAGUGAGUGUUGGAAGUAAUUGUACUAAAAACGCAGCAACACACUGAUUUUUCUUUUUCUUAGAAGUAAUUGUACUAAAAACGCAGCGACACAAUGAUUUUUCUUAGAACUCGA
Molecule: messenger RNA, 925 nt
Organism: Helianthus annuus (common sunflower)
Lineage: Eukaryota; Viridiplantae; Streptophyta; Magnoliopsida; Asterales; Asteraceae
Exons: 4
Coding region: 119-727 (202 amino acids)
Source: RefSeq, a predicted model, not a curated record